AUGACUAAUAUAUUAGAAUCAUCAUAUAUUAACAAUGGUAAGACACUUCUUACUGUUGGCUUAACCAAACCACAUUUAAUUAUUUCAUCUAAAUGUGAAUCAAUUAUUGAUGGAUCCCAAGAUAGUAAUUGCUUCAAGCCAGUUAGAACCACUCUUGAACAGUUCUCAUUCCAAGAUAAUCCAAAACUCACUUCAAUUGGUAGUUAUUCUUUUUAUAAUUGCCCAAACCUCAAAAGUAUUGAUUUGUCAAAAUGCACAGAAUUGAUUAUUUUAGGACAGUAUGCAUUUGCUAAGUGUAACGCAGUCACAACUAUUAUUCUUCCAGAAGGAUUGCAAACAAUUUCAGCCUAUUCAAUUUCUGAACUUUCAAUAACUUCAAUAAAUAUUCCUUCUACAGUAACAAAGAUUGAAAUAUUCGGAAUUUGUUAUAUUGGAUCACUUCAUACAAUUACGUUCAGUAAAGGAUCACAGCUUAAAGAGCUCGUUUUCAAUGCCUUUCUAGUUACAAAGUUCACAAGUUUCGAAGUUCCAGAGAAUGUUACUAAGAUUAGUGGUGCUGCGUUUAGUGGAGUGGGAACAAUGACAAGCAUCCGUGUUAAUCCAUUGAACCAAAAUUUUUGGAGCGAUACCAAAGCAGUUUACGAUAGUACUAAAACAACAAUUAUCUACUGUGCUUCUGUUAUUGGAGAUUCAUAUGAAAUUUUACAUACUGUUACAAAAAUCAAUGAAGGAUGCUUUACGGGAUCUCAACUUAAAACUAUAAUUAUUCCGCCAGCAGUUACAGAAUUUCAGCAAUAUUCAUUUAGUUGCCAAUACUUGCAGAAUAUUCAAUUGCCACCAAAUCUUACUGGGAUUCCUACUUCUUGUUUUGCAGGUACUGCUCUAACAUCUGUUGUAAUCCCAGAUAAAGUUACAUGGAUUGGUCCUAGUGCUUUUUCAAAUUGUUAUUCACUAACUUAUAUUUAUGUGCCAGAAAGUGUCACUUCUCUAGGAGGAUCCUGCUUUCCAUCAAACAAAAAUCUAUUCAUCAACAUAUCUGAAAAAUCAAUAUUUAACAUAGAUAAACAGUUACUUGUUCUCACAAAAGACAACACCUCCAUUACUCAAUCAUUAAGUUCUGAAGCUAACAUUAAAAUUCCAUCAAAAGUAAGAAUAAUAAAGGUCGGCGCUUUUGCUAAUAGCCAAAGUUUAACAACAAUUUCAUUUGAUGAAGAUACAGAGCUCAACGAAAUAGAAUAUGGAGCCUUUGAAGAUUGUACUAAACUUACAAGUUUUUAUUUUGGUUCCAAAUUACAAACAAUUAAUGCGAAUGAAUUUAAGAAUUGCCCUCUUUCAAUGUUUUUAAGUUUUUCAAAUAAAUUAAUUAAAAUUGGAAUAUCAGCAUUUACAAACACCAAAUUAAUAUCACUCACAUUUAAUUCUGAUUCAGAUUUAAUAAUUGAAGAUAAUGCAUUUUCAAACUGUUUAUUGAUUCAACAAAUAUUAUUUAUCUGUAAGGGAACAAUUUCAUUAGGAAUGAAUUGCUUUGGUGGAUUAACUGCACUUCAAUCUAUCCAAAUUCCAGUAAAUAUCAUCUCAGUUGGAACUAGUUGCUUCUCUAGAUCUUCUAUUAGAUUAGUCACAUUUAAUCAAAAUCAUAUUUCUUUCUCUUCACUUCCUGCAUCAAUUUUCAAAGAUUGUACUGAGUUGACUUCAUUCACAAUUCCAACGAAUUGCAUCUCACUUGAUGCAGAAUGUCUCAGUAACAUAGGAAUCGCAGAUAUUGAGAUCCCCGAUAGUGUUAAAUAUUUGAGUACACAAUGUUUCAAAGACUGUGCAAGUCUUAAAUCAAUUACUAUCAAGUCAACAAGUAAUCUCGAAAGAAUUGAUGUUGGCGUUUUUGAUGGAUGUUAUAAAUUCAGCAAUGUUAGUUUAUUUGAUUCCAGAAACUUUAUGAGUGAGACUGGUGCUAUUUACAGUCACGACAAACGCAAUAUGUAUGUUUAUCCACCUGCAUCAACAAGAGUAUACUUUAUUCUUCUUGAAGGUGUAGAGCGUAUUGAGAAUGGUGCAUUCUCUAGUUGCUCAAAUCUCGAAGUUAUUACAAUUCCAGAUGGAAACAUCAAAUACAUUGGUGAGAAUGCAUUUAGAGGAUGUAUAAAUCUCAAGCAGAUUACCCUUCCUUCAUCAAUAAAUACUAUUGGUGCAGGUGCUUUCACAAACUGUCCUUUGCUUUCAUGCGGAGUAAUUAUUCAAAACUCUACUUCAGCAUUUGUACAAAUGGUGCAACAAGCAGGACUUGACUUGAGAUCUCAACUCCACUGUUCUCAAUUUUCAUGCAAACAAAAUUCUAUAAACUCACAUAGCCUACCAAUGUCUUCCUAUGUUGUUUUUAUUUUAAUGUAA
Trichomonas vaginalis G3 is the source of this 2385-nucleotide messenger RNA. Its product is annotated as regulation of response to stimulus. The transcript has a single exon. NCBI's taxonomy places the organism in Eukaryota, Parabasalia, Trichomonadida, Trichomonadidae. The record is from RefSeq and is a predicted model, not a curated record. Bases 1 to 2385 code for a protein of 794 amino acids.